Molecule: messenger RNA, 2096 nt
Organism: Anopheles stephensi (Asian malaria mosquito)
Lineage: Eukaryota; Metazoa; Arthropoda; Insecta; Diptera; Culicidae
Exons: 6
Coding region: 714-2027 (437 amino acids)
Source: RefSeq, a predicted model, not a curated record
UAACGACUGAUAAGAAGGUUGUUGAGGCAUAGAAAAGAGGGCCUGGUAUGAAUGUCGACAUUGACUGUUAUGCGUCACGAAUAGAGUGUUUCUAGGGUGUAAGUCUGUUGUGCUUGUAUUAAAGAUAUAAAUAAAUUGUAUUCGGAUACAUUGUGCAUAGGGAAAAUAUUAAUUACAUUUUCCCCUGCUAAAAUAGAAAUAAAGUGUUUCAAAUUCUAGACGGUUCCUCCACAUGCAAUGUCUCACGCCGGAGUAGACGCCGUGUUGUGUUCCGACCGGGAGUUCAACUCUUCAACGUUUUCCGCCUUGAUCCCUACUUUUCGGUAAAAAAAACUGGAACGCGUCCUAUGGUCGCGCCGGUACAGUGUGUUUGGUGUGCAUAAACAAAAUGCUGGUGUUGCUGGUGGCGAGCUGGGACCGAGCUCCAUCGAUACCGCAACAUAGCAACGGCUUUCCGGUCUAGUGUGCAUUACUCGCUUUGCCCGAUACCGGCUUGCAACGCGGAACGCGUCAGAACGGAAAAUCAGAUCUUGUUGAAGUUGAAAAGACAUCAAACAACGUGUGAGGAAAUCAGGUGCUUCGCUUCGCUAGGUCCGUGUUUUUGUCGUCCGGUAAGGUAGCACCGGUGACAGAACAGUUCUGUUCGGACAUAGCGUCACGGCAAGCGUUUUUCGGUGUUUUGGCUGUUGGUUAGCGGGAUAGCGAGAAGGGAAAUGGAUCCGGUGCUAGUCGAGCGCGAACGUGUGCUGUUCCGCCUGAACGAAGAAAUAAACGCCAAGUCACGGGGUCUGUUCGAGCUGAACGAGAACGUCAGCUGGAUGACAACGAAGCGCCGGUUGCGCCACGGCAUGAAGAAGCUGAACAAUGCCGUCCCGGUGGGACCACCGGGCGAUGAGUCGUCCUCGUCGGACCUCGGUGCCUCGAUCGAUACGACCACCAACGGGACGGUGGGUGGCACCGGCGGGACCGGAACCGGGUCGGACGAGGAGCCUGAAAGUGAUGAACGUUCAUCGGCAGCCGUUAUCUUCGCGGUGGUCCGUGAUGGGGAGAAGGACACGUACGGUGGCGGGGAGAAGGAGCUGAAGCGGGGCGAUGAUGGACCGGCCUCCACGUUGACGACCCUCACCGAGAUACGGUGCGAUGCGAUACAGGAAGAGCAUACACAGCGGGCGAACAAUACGAAUCAGCAGCUUCAGCUGGUGAAGGUCACGACCGUCUCGGUGUCGGAGCGGAAGGUAAGCAAUAAUGGGCAGCGCGCGAUGGGUGGUGGCGGAUCCGUCGGUGGGGGUGGAAUGCUGAUCGCCAGCAAAUCGGUGACAUCGGCUGCAACGGCACGCAAUCUGACGAAAAACAUGGCCGACGUGGUGCCGAAGGUGCUCGAGAAGAAGAACAUCAGCUCGGAGGGACUGAUCAAGUUCCUCAAGUCGAAAGUGGCUAUCCUUCAGACCGAGCUGGAGGCGAGCCAGAAACAGAACGAGGCGAAUGUCAAGGAUCUAAAUUUGGCACUCGACCGGUUGAAGCAGCUCGAAGCGCUGAAGGAACAGCUGCUCACGAAGAACGGCGCGCUCGAACGUACCGUCAAGAAGUUUGAGGAGCGAAACGUAGAGCUGGACAAAUUGCUAAAGGAAAAGGAUGCCCAGCUGAACGUGUCGGCGAAGGAACUGUUUGGGGCACGGUCCGAGAUCCGCAAUCUGGCCCACGUCAACCAGACGCAGGAGAAGCGACUGUUCAAGACGCAGGAGGAGGUCGAAAGUUUGCGCAUCAAGCUGAGCAUCGCGAACGAUUCGGAAAAGGAAACACGUGAUGCCGCGCGGCAGGAGCGCCUCACGUACGAGAAACAGAUCCGCCAGCUCCGCAAGCAACGCACCGAGGUGCUGGCCGACUACAAGAAGCUGCUCCUGAGCGUCGACCAGAUGAAGAAGCAACAGUUCAACCAGGAACAGUCGAGACAGAUAAACGACUUCGAGCAAGAUUAUUUGCGGCAUCUAGACGAGGCUGCAUCUUCACCACCACCGAUGCAGCAGUAGCCGAGCCGAGUGCGUAUUCGAUUAGAGCAGUUCAGCAAAUAAAGAAGCGCGAUAGUUUUCCUACAAAAG